AAUUAUUUAACAGCAUUAAGGUCCUUAAUAAAAUUUCCACAUUUUCUAGUUAAAACAUAUUUUAACAAAGCGUGUCAUUGAGUUCGUGGGGAAUUUAUUUUUAAAACACUGGUUUGGCAUCCUUGAAAGCAAGGAGGACAGGACCAGUUGCGGCUUGUUUCUGCCCUGUCGUGCUUCCUUCAGGUUCAAAACCGGAGGGUGGCCCUCAAAGCGGCACCCCGGCUGCGGCCGGGGACCCAUCUCCUCUCGUGCCGGCUCCAGCAAUGCCGCGCCGGUCCUAGGCACGGCGCCAUCUCGGUCCUCCGGCCGCGAGAGGCGCAGCCACCCAGGCUGAGGGAAGCGGGAGGAGGAGGAGGAGGCGGAGAUGGGAGAUGAAGAGGGCUGGAAAAGGGCCGUGAAAGCGGCCAAGGCUGGAUCCGCGCUGAACUGCUCGGGCAGCUGCUGCUCUUCCCCACUGGCCAUGGCUGUGAAAGACCCCCAGGCAAUUGAAAGAACAAAUCUAUUGAACAUGGCUAAACUGAGUAUAAAGGGACUCAUUGAAUCUGCUCUAAGCUUUGGGCGAACUCUUGAUUCUGAUUAUCCACCUCUCCAGCAGUUUUUUGUUGUCAUGGAACACUGCCUGAAACACGGCCUGAAAGUAAAGAAAUCUUUUCUAAGUUAUAAUAAAACAAUAUGGGGCCCUCUGGAACUUGUAGAGAAAUUGUAUCCAGAAGCUGAGGAGAUUGCCGCUAGCGUUAGAGAUUUACCUGGUCUCAAGACUUCAUUAGGACGCGCUCGGGCUUGGUUACGUUUGGCACUCAUGCAGAAAAAGAUGGCUGAUUAUCUCCGAUGUCUCAUCCUUCGGAAAGAUCUCCUCGGGGAAUUUUAUGAAUACCAUGCAGUGAUGAUGGAAGAAGAAGGAGCCGUCAUUGUUGGAUUGCUAGUUGGGUUAAAUGUCAUUGAUGCAAACUUGUGCAUAAAAGGAGAAGAUUUGGAUUCACAAGUUGGCGUAAUUGAUUUCUCCAUGUAUCUAAAGAGUGACGAUGACACUGAAGAUAAAGAAAGAAAUGACCAUGUUGCUGCAAUAUUGGAUCAGAAGAAUUAUGUUGAAGAAUUAAACCGACAAUUGAAUAGUACAGUCGGCAGCCUCCAUACCCGCGUUGAUUCACUAGAGAAGUCAAACACUAAAUUAAUCGAAGAGUUGGCGAUAGCUAAAAACAAUAUAAUUAAACUACAAGAAGAAAACCAUCAUUUAAGAAGUGAAAACACACUCAUUUUAAUGAAAACACAACAUCAUCUGGAGAUGAAUAAAGUAGAUGCUGAAGCAGAACUUCAGACAUAUAAACAUUCCCGACAAAGCCUGGAUGAAAUGUACAAUGAAGCACAUAGACAGCUUCGAGAAGAGUCACAGUUAAGACAAGAUAUAGAGAAUGAAUUGAUGGUCCAAGUUGGUAUGAAGCAUGAAAUAGAACUUGCAAUGAAGUUAUUGGAGAAAGAUAUACAUGAAAAGCAAGACACUCUUAUAAAUCUGCGGCAACAGCUGGAGGAAGUCAAAGUGAUAAAUACAGAAAUGUAUCAAAAACUGCAGUUUUCAGAUGAAGCCAUGAAAGAAAAGAAUGAAAUAAUUGGUCGCCUGGAGGAUAAAACUAGUGAGAUUACCGCAACUAUGAAGCAUCUGGAACAAAGAUUGCAGCAAGCAGAGAAGGCUCACAUGGAAGCAGACAGUGAGGACAAGAAAGUUAAACAAGAUUAUAUGAAUAAAUCUGAAAGUCUUCAGAAAGAAAUUGCCCAAAAGGAAAACCAAGUGUGUCAGCUGGAGACAGAUUUGAAAAUAGAAAAAGAAUGGAGACAAACCAUGGAAGAGGACCUUAAAAAGGAAAAAGAAACGACCUGUUUUCUACAAACAGAGACUCAGCAAAUCAUUACACUUAAAAAAGAAUUCCUAAAGUUACAGGGAAAUAACAAGCAAUUGAGAAAUCUUUGUCACGAUCAAGAAGAAGCUCUCCAAGAACUAGCUGGCAAACUUAGCGAAUCAAAGCUUAAAAUAGAAGACAUAAAAGAAGCAAACAAAACACUUCAGGGCCUGGUCUGGUUGAAGGACAAAGAAGCUACUCACUGCAAAUUAUGUGAAAAAGAAUUUUCUCUUUCCAAGAGGAAGCAUCAUUGUAGAAACUGUGGUGAAAUUUUCUGCAAUGCCUGCUCUGACAACGAGUUGCCUUUGCCAUCUUCACCAAAGCCGGUUCGGGUCUGUGACUCCUGUCAUGCACUACUCAUACAAAGGUGUUCUUCCAAUGUGCCCUAAGUCUUCUGCAGAAGUUAUAAGACAUUCACCCUAUGAGAAUGAGUAUAUAUAUAUAUAACUGCAAUUCCGGCUUAGCGCCCUUAAUGUCAACAUGAUGGAAACACUUGUCACUACGUCUUUGUGCCAUUGUUCUUGCAACACCAGAAUCAAAGUCUUUGUUUUGUACAGUUGCGCUGAGGCAAUGAUUGAAAUGCAUCUGCUUUGCAGUUCUGUUUCUGCUGUUUUAUGUUGUCAGAGGGCUAUUCUAGUAUGUGGUGCAGAAUUGACCUUGUAAUGAAAGCUUUAUGCUGAGAACAGGGAAGCAGAGAAGCUGACAUUGGAGCUAGAUAACGUUUACAUCAACUGCACUAUUUGUGUAGUUUUUUUGUCCUCCCCGACACUUCCACUGAAAAAGCAUUGUUGCUUUAUGUGUGGGCAAAGUUGAAUGAGGCAAAUUAUAAACAAAUAUAUAUUUGUUCAGAUGUGGCAGAACUCAGUUAUUUUCCCCAGUAUUUCUACACAAGUUGGCCUCAGAUUCCAGUUUCUGGGCAACAGUUAAUGCAGGUUUGUAUUGAAUGUAGUUGGUAGGAGUUAGAGGAUCUAGCUUAGCAAGAUGGAAGGAUUUGCUUCUCAUAGGGAAAUUCAUAUUCAGGAUCCAUCUAGGACAGACAGCUCAGGGCUGAAUGAUUUCCAUUCGGGGGUUCAGAUGAGAAAGGUUACAUCUCUUAUACUGUUAAACCUCUGGAAUCAAAAUCCAUGGUUAACUUCCCCAACUGGUUAACAUGCAGCACUUGUAAUACUUGCAAAAUAAUCCUUUAUAUAUCAAGGAAGGGUAGUACGCACACUUGAGGGAUGUCUCUUUCCUAUACAGUGGUUGUCAGACAAGUGAUGCCUCAUGAAAAGAUUGGCAGAGUAGCAAUUUUAGAUCAGUUCUCCAUAUAUUGUAUAAGAUUGGUUGGGGUAGAUUUGUGAAAAGAAUGUAUCUUAAAAUUUGUCUCCAAGAACUCAAGAGACUAGUCUAGCAGGACUUUUUGUAUAAAUAGAGCUUUUAUACUUACACACAAAACGAUUUGCACUUUUUAAUGUAAACUUAAGUUAUUCGAAAUGAUCUAGAAGGAAUCUAAAUUACAAAAUAGCUGAUUGCCAAAUGAAUUGUUAACAGGACAGGACAAUGUUGCUUUUACUUGUCUUGUAGGAAAAUGUGUGCGUGGAGGGCUCCUUAUUCAAGGCAACUUUUUGGAAAACCACUAUCUAAUUAACAAUUUUACUUGAAAAAUGGAGGGUGUCAUUUAAAAAAAUGGUAGUCUUCUUGUACUGGUGUGUUAUUUCUAAUAGAUGUUGAGAACAGUUUUUAAUGUGAAAGCAUUGCCUAUUAAAAAGUUGCAAUGCAUUUUUCCAUUGGAUUGAUCUAAACCAAACCAACCUCCCUCCCCCUUUUUGAAUCUUCCUCUUUUUGAUUCCUCUUUCACAACUGGGUACCUUCCAGAUAUAUUUAAAAAAUAUUGAGUUGCAAUAUAAGAUCAGUACAGAAUUCUGAAGGCAAAUAGAAUUACUGAGGUCAAUAAAAUUUGGUGCAGUGAUGUGCUGUUCAGUAAUUUUAAUUAGUUUUCAGUAUUUCAGGAAUACUAUCUAGAUAGUAUUCCUGAAAUAGACAAUCUUUUAUAGGUUUGAGGUAGUACAAAAAAUUGCUGGGGAACUCCCUGCCUGUAAAAAGCUGUUGGGGUAGAACCAGGCAACCACAUGAAUUGAGUUCUGUUAUGAGAGGCUGGGUUCUUAGCACUGGCUGGGGAAUUCUGGGAGUUGAAGGCCACACAUCCUAGCUGCUGAAGCUGAGAAACGCUACUUUACUGGAUCAUUCAGUGAGCAGGACUCUUUUAAGGGAGAAAGGUAGUUUCUAACUUGGUAAUUCUGAAAUGCUUGUAUCAAAAUGUCAAAGUAAGCCUUAACAACCAUGGAACCGAUUUUCUAAUAAAUGUUCUAAUAAUUACAAGCUCAUGAGUUAUUAACUUUAACACAUGAUCAUUUAUCAUCCCCCCUUCCUGUAUCAGUUGUGAGAUGGUUGAAUUUUAUUGCUUAAUCAACAGGGCUGUGAAGUGGUUCAGAUUCAAUUCCCAAAUCGUGCUUUGGACACUUGUCACUAACAGUUCUUUAAGUAUGUUCUCACAUGAGUUUGCUAGAAAGGUACAAUUCUGAGAAAAGACACACACAUGCACAAACACGCACACUUAAUAACUGCAGACAGGCUCUGAAAUAUUUGGGGAACUGAUUCCAAAUGAGUAAUUUUAUUGGCUAUAAAAUCAGCUCCUCUUCAAUUUCAGGUGAUAAAUUUGAUCCAAACUCAAAACUAUCCAGCCUUUGAAGAAAUAUGAGCUUACAAUCUUCAUCAAAUUUUAUUUGAUUAUCCAUUUCUUAUGUACAGACAUUGUCUAAGAACAAGCUAUUAAUUUCUUUGGUGGAAAUAUGCCCAGAUUUUAAAUUGACUAUAUAUUUUGAAAGUUUUUUUUUUUAAAUUUAAAAGCAGCUUCAGAGUUGACUACUACAGAUUCUCAAUCCAAUACCUGGAAAUCCUUGGGUCCGAGAGUCCUUAAAAGACAUCAAUCAAUGCAUUCUGGGUCUAGACUUACAGAGGAAAGCAGAAUUUCUUACUGGUGUUUAACAUUAGCCUUUGGAAAAGAGUGUUAUUUACACCACAUUCUCAACUGUCCUUUACAGGUAGUUGUUUUAGGCUUUCUAGGCUUAAUGCUAAGUCAUCAUGGUUUUUGGAAAGGAGGCCUAGCUACCUUUUGUUCCCUUAAAGAAUGGUUUGGAGGAUGUCAUUCACUCACCAUCACACAUACUAUUGUGCCAUACAUGAUGCUCUAAAUUAAUAUCACCCUUUCUUGUAAUUUACUCCAAUUGUCUCCUGGAACAUAUUAUAAUAUCAGCUACUGAAUUCUUCGAAAUAUCAAAAGAAAGUAGUGUCCGGGCACAAUUGCUGAAAGAAAACACUGGGUAACUAUAUAAUUAUAUCUAAUAAUUCUGAUAUUGUUCCAUGUCAGAAAGUUUUUGUCUUUUAGCAUCUUUAUUAUGCGUUUGAUGUUUGAUAUUUUACAUGAAAUUUUGGUCAAUGACCAUAAAUAAAAUUUGAUUAAAAUACAAGUGUUUGUAAACAUUGGAAAAAAUAUUCAACAAUUUUCAGCUAGUCCUGGUGAUGCUCCAAUCGUUCAUUUGGUUGUUAUGUAGCUGCUUGUGUAAUAGAAGUUGAUACACACAGAUUUCCAUUAAAUAAAUAAAAAAAACAAUUAUUCCCAGUAAAUUUGGGAAACAUUUAUUAUAGCUGUACUGGUCCCAUGUGACCAGAAGGUGUAUAGCACUAAUGUUUACAAAAAGUAAUCUCAUUAAGGGACUGGUAGGUUUUGUUAUGAAGCACGCUAAUGCCACAUGGUAAGAAAUCUUGAUGUAUAAAAUAAGUCUUCCAUACAGGCAAUGAAACUCUGAAUGUGUGGGACCCUGAUUCAAUUGCAUUAAUCUUAGAAUGCACUCUUAUUUAGAAUGAAGAAUUAAACUGAUGCUAGGAUGAUCCAUCCUACUUGCCUCUUUUGAGUCAAAGAAUCAAUAUAUUGGUUAUCAGAGGCUUACAUAAUGAAGUUCUUGCUUUGAUGGCCACUCCGUUAUGAAUCUGAUUGUAUGAUCCUGUUACUGCACACUAUCCUCUGUACACUCCUUGUAGUAACAAAUGCCUUGAACAGGGUCUACUUUGGGGCACAGUUGAAAAAAGUUUGUAGAA
This is a messenger RNA of Thamnophis elegans (Western terrestrial garter snake), 6026 nucleotides long. RefSeq names its product RUN and FYVE domain containing 2 (gene RUFY2). The record is from RefSeq and is a predicted model, not a curated record. The transcript is spliced from 18 exons. Gene Ontology annotation, cellular component: cytoplasm. Gene Ontology annotation, molecular function: metal ion binding. Bases 365 to 2281 code for a protein of 638 amino acids. NCBI's taxonomy places the organism in Eukaryota, Metazoa, Chordata, Lepidosauria, Squamata, Natricidae.